Messenger RNA from Scylla paramamosain (green mud crab), 1148 nucleotides. RefSeq lists its product as uncharacterized. The transcript is spliced from 5 exons. Lineage: Eukaryota; Metazoa; Arthropoda; Malacostraca; Decapoda; Portunidae. Bases 138 to 959 code for a protein of 273 amino acids. The record is from RefSeq and is a predicted model, not a curated record.
AUGAGCUACGGCGUGUGAUCACCAAGGCCGUUGGUUGGUCCAUGCCUCCUCCAAUCAUGGCUCUGCAUAGUCGAUGAGGAACGGCGAGGAGGAGAUAGAAGCACUGUUCUGGGAGCAUUCGUUUCGAGUACAACAAGAUGUGGUGUUCUCUAAUAGUAGUAACAGCGGCGGUGGCAGCAGCGACUGGGAUGCGUUUCAGUUAUGAUGGGACGCCCUUGGCUGAAGGCGUAGUGGUUGGCGGCGCUGUGUCCCCGAGGAUAUCUGUAGUGGGGAAUGCACCACAGCCGGUCGCUCAGGUGUUGUCUGGGCCUGUGCCUGUGGUUGUGCCUACGUCCGUGCCUACAUUCCAACAGCCUUUCUUUCCAGCGAUUACCACGCCGACAUUUUCGCAGACUUCACCAUUGUCACCACUGGCUUCUAUCCCGCCUCCCUCGCCUGAUGGCCCGCGGCGAUGUAGCUAUCCUCCAGGAUUUGUGGUGCACGAAACCCUGAACGGACGCGAGUACCAUUUGUCGUGGUGUAGCCAACCCGGGCGAACCUUCAGCUACCAGCAGGCCGAGGACUACUGCAGGAGCCUUGAUACAAACGGUCACCCGGUGGGUUUCCACUCGCUAAGCCUCGAGACUCCAGUCGAAGAUUCCUUCAUUACCUCCAUCAUCCGCCAUUGUAAGUUUAUUUUUUUCCCCGUCAUCCGCCAUUAUGAAGUGCCAUACAUUUGGACGAGUGGUUACAAGGUGAGCCCGUAUUUAUGGAAGUGGCAAAGUUGUGUGGCCUCGCAGUACAGCCGUUGGUCCUUCACCGGUCGAUUUGGACGCAGCCAACCUGACAAUGCGGACAUGAACGAGAACUGCUUGGCUAUACUCAAUAACUUCUACGGCGACGGCAUUAUCUGGCACGACGUGGACUGUUCCUUGGAGAAGUACGUGAUCUGCGAGCGCCCCAGGACACGCGACAGCUAGAAACAAAUACUUACGGAAUUAGAAUAAGUUUGUCAAAACUAGUUAAACCAAACUGUUAUUGUGCAAUAUCGUAUGAACUAGAACAAUCUUAACUAGUUAAACCAAGCUGUUAUUGUGAAAUAUCUAUUUUGUAUGAGAACUAGAACAAUAACUAUUUUGUAUGGAAAUUCAAUAAAUGGCUUAAAUACA